Molecule: messenger RNA, 541 nt
Organism: Suillus clintonianus
Lineage: Eukaryota; Fungi; Basidiomycota; Agaricomycetes; Boletales; Suillaceae
Product: Sm-like ribonucleoprotein
Exons: 5
Coding region: 129-392 (87 amino acids)
Biological process (GO): spliceosomal snRNP assembly; mRNA splicing, via spliceosome
Cellular component (GO): U1 snRNP; U4 snRNP; U4/U6 x U5 tri-snRNP complex
Molecular function (GO): RNA binding
Source: RefSeq, a predicted model, not a curated record
CAAAACACUUGUGGGAAAACAUUUCAUAAGCAAACCCCUGCAAUCCGUUGUCUUCAACAAGAAGACUCGAGCAAGCUGCUAGUACGCUCAGGUUUACGCAUCCUCACCCGUAAAAAUAUCUGCACAUCAUGUCUGGACGCCAACAAAGAGUGUUAGUGCAGCCCAUCAAUGUGAUCUUCAAAAACCUGCAGCAGCGAACAAAAGUCGUUAUAUGGCUGUAUGACAACAUCGAGAUGCGGAUCGAAGGGCGUAUCAUCGGAUUUGACGAAUUCAUGAAUGUCGUGGUCGACGAGGCUACAGAAGUCUACGUCAAAGACGCUAAACCACAACGGGAGCUUGGUCGUAUACUACUAAAAGGCGAUAACAUCACCCUCAUCCAACAGGUGGUAUGAUAUGGUCACCGGCUCUGUUGAUGUAAAAUCUUGUCUUUCUGCACACACCGGUAUAUGAUGUGCUCCCACAAUGUAUCAUAAUAAUUUUGUGCUGCUACUGACGUACCUCAGCAAAUGUUAAGACAUGAAGGACAAUUCGAUAAUACAAC